This is a messenger RNA of Penicillium oxalicum, 663 nucleotides long. RefSeq names its product putative GPI anchored protein. The coding region runs from base 1 to 663 and encodes 220 amino acids. The record is from RefSeq and is a predicted model, not a curated record. NCBI's taxonomy places the organism in Eukaryota, Fungi, Ascomycota, Eurotiomycetes, Eurotiales, Aspergillaceae. The transcript has 2 exons.
AUGCAUUUUCAUCGAUUCCUCACCCUCGGCGGUCUUGUUCUGGCUGGCAGCUCUGCACUUGCUGCUAAGCUAGAGAGGGACAAUGUGCCAAAACGUUGCUUAGAUGUCUGCGGACCUGCUCUCGACAUCUCACGAAGAUGUGAUGAUCAGAAUGACAAUGACGCUGCUGAAAUGCGAUGCAUCUGCAACGCGAAUGGUGCUCAGACUCAAAUCCCUAUUUGUGCUGCAUGCAUCAACGAAAACGGUCAACACAACAGCUCUGAUGGGGACCAUGACCAUGACCAUGACGGUGACCAUGAUGGGGACGAUGAUGGCGAUAAUGACAAUGACCGCCGCGCACUUGGCCGCCGUGACGACUAUGAUGAUAAUGAAGCCCUCCAACUUGUCGACACCUGCAAGUUCAGUACCACUACCUACAACCCUACCUCUGCCUCUGCCACCUCUGCUGCUGGCACAAUGAUGACCACUACUGCCGCUUCGACCACCGGAGCAGGUGCCCGUGCAACCAGCACUGGAGAUGCUGACCGGGACUCGGACCGAUCAACUGGAGCUGCCGCCACCAGCACUGCUUCGCCAACCGGCAACGCAGCAGCAUUGAUCGCCGCUCCAACCAUGGUCCCACUGGCUGCAGUGGUCGGUCUUUUGCCUUUUGCUUUGCUGUAG